AUGGUGGUUCUGAAGGGGGUCCCCGCGCUGCUGUCCCCGGAGCUUCUCUACGCCUUGGCGCGCAUGGGGCACGGAGACGAGAUCGUCCUUGCAGAUGGCAACUUCCCCACCGCUUCCUUAUGCCAGCACGGAGCCAUGGAAAUCCGUGCCGAUGGCCUGGGCAUCCCUGAACUCCUGGAGGCGGUACUAAAGCUGCUGCCGCUGGAUACCUAUGUGGAAAGCCCGGCUGCCGUCAUGGAGCUGGUGGCCAGCGACCAGGCCAGGGGCCUCCAGACUCCUGUGUGGACACACUAUGAGUCCCUCCUCCAGAUGUCGGGCUGCUGGAAAUCGCUGGAGAAGGUUGAGCGGUUUGCGUUUUAUGAGCGGGCGAAAAAGGCCUUCGCCAUAGUAGCAACCGGGUGA
This is a messenger RNA of Orycteropus afer afer, 402 nucleotides long. It is a transcript of the gene FUOM, whose product is annotated as fucose mutarotase. Gene Ontology annotation, molecular function: fucose binding; racemase and epimerase activity, acting on carbohydrates and derivatives. Gene Ontology annotation, biological process: fucose metabolic process. The record is from RefSeq and is a predicted model, not a curated record. Lineage: Eukaryota; Metazoa; Chordata; Mammalia; Tubulidentata; Orycteropodidae.